AUGACCAGUUCCGGUGUGGGUCAAAACGACUUGGCCAUACCGCAAGAGAAGAAGUUGCCUAUCCACCAAAGAAAAGACUCAUAUCAAGAGGAGUUAAAUACUCCAAGUAAGAAGAUGGAGAGCUUCGACGAUAAAGUGGAAGAGAAGUCUAUAUCGGUGGGACGGAAUGAUAACUAUAUUCGUCUACCGGCGCUGGAUCAGGAACCAAAUCAGUAUCUCCAAUCGCUUCAACAAGAGACACUUCGACCGACACUCUCGCCAAUCUACCCAUGGACGUCGCCACCACAGAGACUACCAGGACCGUAUGAUGCUCCCUACUUCCCGGUUCCACUACCGACAGUCAGAAGUGAAGAAUUGUCUGGGAUUAAAGAACAGUCGCCGAUUAUCAAGACGGAACCAGUCCCAGAUGAUGUACCAGAAGAGCUAGAAACCGUAUCGUACACCCGUCGUGUCUCAACACCCAGCAUACCAGACCACGAAUCUCUCCUUGAAGGCGCAGUCACCGUUUCAAGCAAAGGCUGGCGCCGCACUCAAUGGACCGUGACUGCAGGUUGA
Messenger RNA from Alternaria burnsii, 555 nucleotides. RefSeq lists its product as uncharacterized. The transcript has a single exon. The coding region runs from base 1 to 555 and encodes 184 amino acids. The record is from RefSeq and is a predicted model, not a curated record. NCBI's taxonomy places the organism in Eukaryota, Fungi, Ascomycota, Dothideomycetes, Pleosporales, Pleosporaceae.